CGGAGGCCGGCACGCUGGCUCGCUCCCUGCCUGGGAACAUGGCCGAAGUCGGGGAGGACAGCAGCGGGGCGCGGGCUCUGCUGGCGCUGCGCUCGGCGCCCUGCAGCCCCGCCGCGGCGCCCCCUCCCGGGCCGCCGCCCCCGGCCGGGCCGCCCGCCGCCGCCUCCGCCGGCCCGGUGCUGGCGCGGCUGCAGGGCCGCGAGUUCGAGUUCCUCAUGCGGCAGCCGGCCGUCACCAUAGGCCGCAACUCCUCGCAGGGCUCGGUGGACGUCAACAUGGGGCACUCCAGCUUCAUCUCCCGGCGGCACCUGCAGCUCAGCUUCCAGGAGCCGCACUUCUACCUGCGCUGCCUCGGCAAGAACGGCGUCUUCGUGGACGGCGCCUUCCAGCGCCGCGGCGGCCCGGCCCUACAGCUCCCGCCGCAAUGUACUUUCCGAUUCCCUAGCACGGUUAUAAAGAUCCAGUUCACAUCUUUAUACCAUAAAGAGGAAGCAAAAGAGGAAGCCUCAUCACCUCCCCUUCGGCCACUUUACCCUCAAAUAUCGCCUCUGAAGAUCCACAUCCCGGAGCCGGAUCUCCGGAGUGUGGUCAGUCCCCUCCCAUCCCCCACCGGCACUAUCAGUGUUCCCAACUCCUGCCCGGCCAGUCCGCGUGGUGCUGGAUCCUCAGGAUAUCGUUUUGUUCACAACAUUACCUCGGAUCUGCAGCUGGCAGCAGAGUUUGCCGCAAAAGCAGCAUCAGAACAGCAGGCAGAUGCAUCUGGCGGGGACAGCCCAAAGGAUGAAUCCAAGCCGCCCUAUUCUUAUGCUCAGCUAAUUGUCCAGGCUAUAUCUUCAGCACAGGACAGGCAAUUAACACUAAGUGGGAUCUAUGCCCACAUUACCAAGCAUUAUCCAUAUUACAGGACUGCUGACAAAGGCUGGCAGAAUUCCAUUCGGCACAACCUCUCCUUGAACCGCUACUUUAUUAAAGUCCCGCGCUCCCAGGAGGAGCCUGGAAAGGGCUCCUUUUGGCGAAUUGACCCUGCCUCUGAAGCCAAGCUAGUAGAGCAAGCGUUUAGAAAACGAAGGCAAAGAGGAGUGUCCUGCUUCCGAACACCUUUUGGGCCUCUGUCCUCCAGGAGUGCUCCUGCCUCCCCGACUCACCCUGGCCUGCUGUCCCCUCACUCUAGUGGCCUACAGACUCCAGAGUGCCUGUCACGGGAGGGCUCACCCAUUCCACAUGAUCACGAUUUUGGGUCAAAGUUAGCCUCGGUUCCAGAGUAUCGGUAUUCACAGAGCGCACCUGGAUCUCCAGUCAGUGCCCAGCCAGUGAUUAUGGCUGUUCCUCCCCGACCAUCUACCCUGGUGGCAAAACCAGUCGCGUACAUGCCAGCAUCAAUAGUGACUUCCCAACAGCCUUCAUGUCAUGCAAUUCACGUCGUUCAACAAGCUCCCACUGUUACAAUGGUCCGAGUUGUGACCUCCUCUGCAAACUCUGCGAACGGAUACAUCCUCACAAAUCAGGGCACAGCAGGGGGAGCUCAUGAAGCUGCAGGAGCAGUGUUGGACUUAGCUGGUGACCAUCGAGCAGGCAUGGAUGAAAAGCCGACGAUCGCGUUCGCCACGAUACCUACAGCCAGCCGUGUCAUUCAGACAGUCGCCAGUCAGAUGGCGCAGGGUGUUCCAGGACAGACAGUCACCAUCCUGCAGCAGGCAGCUCCGGUGACCAUCGGGCAGCACCAGCUCCCCGUGCGGGCAGUCACCCAGAACGGGAAACACGCUGUCCCCACCAACAGCAUCACCGGCAGUGCUUACGCUCUUACAAACCCAUUGCAGCUUCUUGCAGCCCAGGCCAGCUCGUCCACUCCUGUCGUAGUCAGCCGGGUGUGUGAGACCGGGACCGAAGAGCCGGCAGCAGCCGCUUCCAGCGAACCCGAAGUCAAAAGACCCCGGAUAGAAGAGUCCAGCGGAGCAGUCCCAGCCCAAACUGGAGUCAUCACAUCUACGGUGCCACAAGGACAGGCCACCAGUGAAUGAAGAACCGGUGGGAGGAGCUGGAGUGAUGCGGGGUGGGCAUGGGAUGGCAGCAGCCCCUAAAGCAGCUUUCAAAGAAAACAAACCACAACUGUAACAGUUCAAAAUAUAGCCAAUAAGGAGCCCUUUUUUAAAGUCAGAUUUUUAACUGGGAGGCCAACAGCUGUUAGAAUCACAAGGUGCCAAAAAGAAUGGAAAACCCCUCCCAAGAACCCAUACCUGGAACUCUGUUCUGUCUUUACCUAUGGGAUACAUUUUCCUUUUUUUUUUUUUUAAUAAGAUUCAAAAAACAUACAGACAACUGAUUGUAUGACUGCUGGGAUAUUUUUUUAACUCUCCUGUCCCCUUUUGGCUCCAAGGGGAUGGGAUUUGCAGUUCAGCAUCUAAAGGAAUGUAACACAAAUACAAUCUGCUCCCUGGAAAGAAAACUCCUCAUUUUCUAUGCCUUAAUACUGUACUUCUCAGAGCUUUGAACCAUAGGACCAUUUUAAAAAGGCCACCUAAGGCAAUCGAAUGCUGAAAGAUGGGUGCAGUAUCUCACAAAAACAGCAUUAAAGAAGCAUGGUACCAAGCUUAAAGAAAAAGGCAAAUGAUUAAAAAAAGAAAAAGAAAAGAAACAGAAAAAUUCUGGAUAUGAACGAAUGUUUAUUUAUGUGGGAAUUCAGGAGGAAGAGUUACAGGGCUCAACCACCUGGAUUUCCAGAUGCAAUUUCUCUCCAUUCCCUCUGAGGGAGAAUAAGAUGACAGAGGAACUGUAUUAAUUUGGUUCCUGUAAAGAUAUUAAAAACAAAGGGUUUUGUACCUUCAAUGUUUUCUUACAAUUAUUCAUCACUUGCUCUGGACAACAGCCGAAGUAUCUGAGGAUCACAUGGGGAAGGGUGUCUCCAAAAGGUUCUGCGUGCGUUCAAUUGAUUGCAUCCUGUGCUGGAGCAACAGGUUUUGUUCAAAAUAGCACUGUAGGUGAAGACAUUGCCACUGUCUCUUGUCAACUCAAGAAAAUAUUGGUUGGUCUUCUGCACUAAAACGAUCUGCCGUUGCCUCCCGUUGGGACCGGCGUCCUCAACUAGAUGGAUGGUGGUGAGGAGGCCAGGACUGGGUGGGAGUUGUCACUGACCCUGUGCUGUGGCUCAGCACAGCUGCUGAGAGCUGGGGUGAGAGGCAGCCGAGUUCAUACGGUGUUGAAUACAAAUUCUGUACGUGUGGGGAGACCAAGGCAAAAGAGAAGUUGUGUUUUCCAUGUGGCAAAAGUCACUGGGGGUCUUAAACAGGUUUUCCAAAAGGAGUGUGGAGGUUUCCUUUCAUUGCCCGGCUCCCUCUCCCAUCUCUCCUCCCUUGGGGACCACUGGGGUUGGCCAGUAGGAGGAGGCUUUUAUUUGAACUAAAUUCCAGGCUCUUCAUGUACUACAAGUACAUCUUAUGAGUGAAGUGGAUUUGAGUCACUUCAGCCACACGGCGCGGUGGGCGUGUGUGACACCUUGUGACUGGCAAAAAUAAAUCAACCCAUGUACCCUCCAGCUAACCCUUUUGGUUUUAUGCCUGUUUGCGAUCCCCUUGGCUAACAUCUUCUGGCAGCACAGCAGAGAGCUUUUAAUUUAGAAAACAUUAUGGCUUUGGUAACGGCAAAAGAGAUUUAGCAGGAAUGGAAUAUGUCUCUGGUAGGUUAUCCCCCAACCUCUACUGAUUUAUUGUCAGGUUACUGUUGUACAGUGUGACAAUGCUUUUGCAGAGCAGAGAGGCAAGCCCACUGCAUAAAUACGUUGCAAAAAGAUUUCCCCGAUGUGCAGUGAAUGAUAUUGUCGUUACGUCUGCAAGGUUUAGGGGUCAGGCACAACAGUUCAACAUCUGCUGGAAUUUGGGGAGAGGGAGGAAAUCCACAAGGUAACAGCUGGCAUCACUUCUUCCCUUCUAGAUUUCCUUUCUCUUUGCCAAAUCCUAUUCAACAGCCAAGUCUCACCGCUUGAAUAAAACUCAGCCGUGUUUUAUUCUCAAGCCAAUUGUUUCGCGAGAGAUAUUUCUGAGAGAAGAAUUUCUUGGUCUCCUGAUUCGCAGUUAGACUCGGCAGUGAGAGGCACGCGAAGCGUUCAGGACAGUUCAUUUAUCUACAGCUAGGCUUUCAUCGUUGAGGUGUGUGCCUUUAGUGACAAGUUAUUAGGUUGGAUUUUAGUAUUUUGAAAAGAUUUUGUGAAGGAGGAUUGUCACAAACCACAAAUUGAAGCAGGUCAGCCUCCCACUGUCACUUUUCCUGCUAGGAAGGUUGAGGAGCACCUGGAUUAGCUCUGCUUUCUGUAGCCUUUUCAGAGCCAGAAUUCAAUGAAAUGGGCUUCCAGGAAGAACGCACGAGUGAGAGUGCAGCGUAGUUUGUGAUGCAUCGUUACGGUUGGGUGAGCGCUGCUUUAGAUAGAGGCACAGCCUUCAAACAGCCCCGAGGCCAGGAGCUGUCCUGGAGCAGAGGAGUCUUUGGGUUUCCAGUACGUCGGGUGAGUCAGCACAAGAUGAGCAACCACCAGAAUACCGUUCAGAAUGUAAAGCUGCUAAUGUUUUGUGGAUUUUUCUUUACAGCUGCUUUUUCUGUUAGAAAGUCUAAAUAACUAGGUCCUAAACUUCUGUAGACUGGUCCAGCACCAUAGGGUGACAUCGUCUGAAUCGCGGUGUUUUCAUACACCAGUUGCUGCUUUAUCGAUACCUCUUAAAAGUCUGUCCUCAGGUUGCGUGUAUAGAUCUGCCUCCUCAGUAUUUAGAAUAAUACAUUCUCUUUUGUGGCUCACAGUGCCUGCUGGUUGAGGGAUACGCAAAUAUUCACCCAUUCUGCUUGAGGUGUCUGGAACUUUGCAGAUCAUCCUGUCGGAGGAUUUUUGCUUUAUGAGUCUGCUGCAUCCCCCUGCUGCUGGAGGAAGCAGCCGUGCCACUUGACAAUAUAUUUUUAAUAGGUUUGCCUAUACAUUGCCUAUAUCAUUGCCUGAUACUAGGCAAAAUAACUUCUUACUAAAUCCUGUAGAGAGCUGUGGAAAAAUGUACUCCUUAUCUGGAACACAUGAGGUGGGGACAUCUUGUUUCAGGCCUCCAGAUGAAUUCUUUCAACACGCUGCUCAGUCUGGAAGACGCUAUUGCUCUUUUUCCGUAUCAGUCCUGACUCCCCAGACUUUGUUUUGAGCACUGCAGAGGAAUGAAAAUUAAUGUGAUAGUAGAAUUAAGCCUUCAACUAGAAAGAAAACAUUACAUUACCGGUUACAUGCAGUACUUGGAUUGUUUUUAAAUGGAUCAACUAACUUGUUUUUUGUCUAAAAAGUUGCAUCUUGUCCUCAGUUUUAUUAACUGAGGGAGGUUUGAGGGCGAGAGGAGUAGGGGGCUUCACUGCAUCUUCUGCUGUCUGUGUAACAAAAGUCCAGCCUUGUUUCAUAUUUAACCUGAUAGAAGUUAGACCUGGAAAGACUUUAAAACUGACUUCUUAUCUGUGAAUUCACUGUUCACCGCCGCCUAUUGAUUUUUCUUUUUCCCUGCUCUCCAUCCUAGGCAAUGACAAAAACUAAUUUGACUUUGAUAGUAGUCAGUUUAUAGCAACUUUUGUUGCCUCAGUUUGCAAGAGCUGAAUGUGGUUGUUCUUGUUGUUUUUUCCACUGGAAUCCCUUAGUUAUUGUUUUGUCUUGACCUUGGCUCUUGUGAUAGGAAGCUUUUUACAGUGCGAUAUAUUUAAUCUGAUUUAGUGAUAACACAACAUGGUGCUGAGCACAGAAUUAAAGAUUGUGAUUAGCUCAUAUAUUCUUUUCAACUCCUUUUUUUUUCCCAUAUUCCUCCCUCCCCCAGACUAUUAACGGUGUCCUCUGUACCAUAUCCAGUCAUUUUUAUUCACUGACAGAAACAGCAUCUUGCAUUAAGUUUUGCCCAAGGACUCGAGGAUGACAGUACCAGUGGGAUACUUGGGACUCCAGAGCAGAUUGAGAAAGGUCAAUUUGGUCACCCUGUAUUUAAUUUUCAUGCUGUGUUGUAGGCAUGCUACUGUUGGGCACAACGUAUUCAGGAAAGUGUUUUCAGAGACACAUUAAGGCUUUGGAAGAGGAAAUAAAUAGUGAAAUAAGAGUUGAAGCCUUUACAAUGCUUCUGCAAUCAGUGUCACAGUCUAGUGUCAGGUUUGGGAGGGGAGGAAACUUGGUUUUGUGUAUUUUAUGCAUCUGUCUUGUGUACUGACUUAAUUCAGAGUUAACUUCCAUGUUUUUUCCCCCUUUUUCAGUAGGGAAAUGCCAACAGUAAAAUAAAACUUGAAGCACAGAAGGUGAGGGACUAAUAUCUAAGCAAGUGAGAGCAUCUGACCUGAGCUUUCGUACCAUGUGGUGUGGAGCACCUUGCACUGACCACUGGGGAUGUUGAAUUGAACUUUUCAUCUGUGUUAGCAAGGAGGUUUCCCAGUGAGAUAUCUGGUAUCGCUCUGGUGUGCACUAGUGUGUAGAUUAAUGUCAAAACGUAGGGUGAAAGGAGAAACUGAAAUAUGGGGAUCUUGGAUGACAAGGAUUUAAUUUAGCAAUAAUUCUGUAUCUUUCUAUAGAGGAUGAAAAGCUGCAUCUUCAAGCUGAUUGUAUUGAAGGAUUAAAUUCCAACUGGUUGGUUGUUUCAUCUUUGUUUCUCAGGUUUAAACUAUGACUUAUAAAUCAUAGUUUAUUGCUGAUAAACGUAGAUCACAUAAAACUGCAGUAUUAGGGAAGGUCACAUCUGUCAGUUUGUUGUCUCUGCCAUUAGCCAGUUGUAGCAGUGUAGAGAUGUAGAAUAAAUUGGGUUGAAAGAACCCAGGCUUUUGGAGGCCUCUGCUACAACCUCUUCCUCAGAGCAGGUGCAAACAGAUCAUAUUGCCACGUCCUUGCCCAGCUUUUAAUGUCUCCAAAGGCGGAGGCUCCACAAAACUCUGGUCCCUGGUCCACUCUGACCACCCACAAGGUGAAAACGUCUCUCACAUAUCUGAGAAGUAUUUCCCACACAGCUGCACGUGUUCGUUGCCUUUUGUCGUGUCACGUCACACCUCUGAGAAGAGCCUCGCUCUGCCUCCUCUGCAUCUUCCAAACACGUAGUUGAAGAUACCACUAAGAGUUUUUUUCCCCUUUUGCCUUUUUUUUUUUCCUGAAGGCUGAACCAACCUGAUUGUCUUGAUCUCUUCUUGUACAUCAUGUGCUCAAGCCCUCGGGGUAUCAGGUGCAAUUGCUGCAGAAGGUCUCUGUCUUAUACUGGGGAGCUCAAAACCAGAGACAGUGCUCUAGAUACAGGGUAACGAUGGAGUGGAAGAAGAAUCGCUUUCCUAUAACCUUUUGCAAGUACAGCCCAGUAUUUGUUUGAUCUGCUUUGCUGCAAGAUGCACGGCUGGCUCACCCUCGGCUGCUCUGCAUACAGUGUGAGAACCAAGAGUCACAAAGGGAACCAGAAACACUCUGGAUUGCAUUUGUACGUAUGCAACAGUCUCAUCCCUCUCUUCCAAGGAAGGGUGCCAGAUUGGGCUUGUAGCUUUUUGAACAGGAUGCACUGCUGAAGGAUCCUGAUCACUUUUAAAAAUACCUGUGCUUUACAGUCUCAAACAAUACUUUUGAUCCAGUAUGGAGCUUAGCAUGGAUUUCAUCCUCGAUGCAAAAUCUUUCAGGUUUUGAAGUCCUGCUGCUAGUGAAGUUGGGCAUUAGAAAUGAACCUCCAAAGGACCAUGACUAGCUUCAUCAUUUUGCCUUUUCUGCACGCUGAGCUUUUGAUUUUGCAAAUGCUGCCAGCCAGUCUCUUGGGCAGCUCCGGUUUCUGCUCCCCAUCGCAGCUUUUCCCCUCGAUUCGUAGUUAUUUCUGUCAGCUCCGCAGUUCUUUAAUCCAACUCCUAAUUGAAUGCCAUUACUUGAAGGUCUGCAUCUGGUGAGAAUCUGUGCGUUAGGUUGCAGUUAUCCAACAGAUUGGUCAGUCUUGUAACUUCUUGUUUCCUUCUGGGCGAAAAAUUAUGCCAAAGCUGCUACUACUACCAUAGCAAACACUACUGUCGGGAAGUGUAGCUGACAGUGGAGCCAGCUGUGCUGCAGAAAACAGUUACACUACAGGGUCAUCUGAGUUGCUGGAACUGAUGGGAGUGGGAAUUGAUGCCGCCUUGCAUUUCAGUCUGGACCUGACCAAACCGUAGCUGUGACUUAGGCUGGACCAACCUCUCUCUGCAGCUGCCUGGCGGCUGGUUUGGCUGCGAUUAGUUAUAAUAGCUCAGCAAACUCUCUGCUAGGUGGGUUAUUUGCAGGACAGCACGUGUCUUUGUGCAUAUAGGUGUGGAUAUAUGCAUCUGUAAUAAUGAGUGGAAAAUGCCUAGCUGUGAUGGUGGGCUUUCUCUCUUAGGUUGUCUUUCACAGGGCAGUAAUAACCACAGUCAGCGUUUUACUUUGGCCUGAGCAAGACAUUUUGAAAAAUAACUCGUUUUUCUUGGAGCACUAUAUUUAAAUUCCAAAUUUUUAAUCGACUUUUAACCUUUGUAUUUAUAUGUUCAGAGAAUUCUUUUGAUACCUUUUCAAUUUACCAACACUGAAUUAAAACCCUUCGGAAUGUAUGGCUGGUCCUCUCCUUACGUGUCACUUUAAGUUUCAGAGCCUGAGGGUAUUUGUACCAAGUCUACCCCUUCGCUCUCAAGGCAGAAGAAACAAUUGACAAUUCAUGAGUGGCAGCUAAGGAAGAAAAACCCUUUAAAUAUUUUUUUUUCAGAGAAUAUUAAAUUAGAUCUGUGUAAACAUAAAAUUUAUAUUUAUUAAUGUGUGUGUGAGUGCGUGUGUAAAUAUAGAUAUAUAAAUGGUCCAUGACUAUUCAUUUCUCUUCAAAGGUACUUUACACAGACUUUUAUACAGUAUGUUGGUAAAUUCCUGCACCAGGCACUGAUUCUAAAGAGCGAUGUACCUGUAUUUUUAACAAAUACGGGCAGCUGGUAGAAGCAGCUUUACUUUGAUGAUUGUUUUCCUUCCUCUCGCAGAGCAGAAGAGGUGACUUGGUACUUUCUUUGCUUCUGUCUUCGUCGUGCUUUCCGCAGCCCUGGCCCGUGCUGCUUUUCUGGCAAGAAAAAUCCCCCAAAUGGCACUAAUGAAAGCUGGAAACCUUUCUUGGCUCAAAUUAUCUCUAGAUGCGGUAUCAGGGAGUUCUGGUCUGUAAGUAAUAGGACCUUAUUUCUAACAGAGGAAAUGAAUGGAGAGCCCAUGAGGAUGCUGUGAGGUUGAGGAAUUGCUCCCUGUCUGUCUGUCAGGUGGCUGAGCUAACACAGGGGCAAUAUGAAAUAGUUUCUUUUCCUCCGUAGUGGGAUUAUUCUCCUUUUGAGAUACUUCUAUGUCUUCAUGGGGUGUGAGGUGUAUACAUCCCCUUAAAAACAAACACAUAAGAGUUUUUCUAAUGUUCCCAUUCACCAGGAGUCAGUUUUACCAAUCCGGCCACAUUUCGGUCGUGGUUUAACUCCACAAGGAUCACUGAAUUCACAGAAGUUUGUGGUUUGACCCACUUGAGCCUUUUGACAAUGAAUCUUAAAAGCAGGUGAUACUUGGCUUCCUAACCCUCACUGCUCUUUCAGGUUAGAAACUCCUUUUUCUGUAGGACGUGGGUGAAUGCUUCACCGCGCUUUCCGCUCACUGUCUGGUGGUCAGGCUUUGAUGCUGAAGGGAGGAGAGGAUUGGUGCUAAGAAGCAUAACCAGAAUAGGAGGAGUGGAAGAAAAGAGCUUUCAUCCUCAGCAGAAAACAGCCCUUGUGAAAACCAGCCUUCCCCUAGUAUUGAGUUAUUUCUUCAUGUCUGCUGCCAAGCUGGGUGAUGCACCUUUGCCAUGAUCUGGACCUUUCUGUCCUCAUCCUACCCCACCUCAGUUUCACCUAUAUCAGUCUGAAACAGCCUUCCUUAAAGCUAAGGGCAAUGUUGAGGGGAAAUGUCUGUUCAUGGAAGAAAAAUGAGAUUUAAAUGGAGCAAAAACAAGUGAGUUUUCCUUCUUUUUCACUGUUUUGCUGCUAAAAGCCUGGUGCAGAACAUCCUCACGUUCUGCUGAUGUAUGUGCCACUCUUUGGGUGGACGGGCUGCUAUGUAGGCAAGUUUGCUCUGUAGCAAAUUAAUUGCUGUAAACUCACUUUCCUUUUUCUUCCUUCUCACCCAAAUGGACUCGAAGUGGAGGGAAGGAACCAGAGUGUUGUCGUUUGUAAGAUCUUUUUGUUUUAAUGGAAGAGAAAGCAGAGAAUGUAAAAAACAAAAAAUCUCAUUCAAAUAUACUGAUAUGGAAAACAGAACGGCUUUAAAAUACACAAAUCUUACGACGCUGUAUAUUGUUCUGGGUUUGUGCUGCGAUGAGACUGGCCUUGUCCAGCCUGGCAGCCGAACUCCGCAGAGCCAAAAAGAGCAUUUUAGGAUUCUGUAGCUAUCUAAAGGACUGUUAGCCAAAGGACUGUUAAAAAGGUGUUUAGGGAUAAAUCAGAAGCUGUAUAUGAGCAAUGGAUGGUAAAGCUGGAAAUUCAGAUCCGACUCUGAAUAUUUGCUUUAAAAAUAUAUAUAUAUAGAAAAAUCUGAGGCUCCCCCUGUUCUGCCCGUUUGCAUCCCCGCUGGGUCCUUAGGGGAAGGCCACGGUGAGAUGAGGACCAGCAAUACCUCAGUGGCUCAACAAAGUGGUUUUUUUCUGCAGAGAUCCGGGGGAGCUUUACCCCUUUCACCUAAAUUUGGCACUUAAUUUAAAUGGGGAUGGAUGGGGGAACUAAAGCCAUGCUUGCAUUUCAGUUCCUGGCGUUGCCUGUACAAGGCACCUCCAGCCAGAUGUUCUCGGUUUUCGUGGUUCUUUUACAUCUGACAUCAAAAGUAUUUUGUAUUUUUCGUGACUUGUUUUCGUGAUCAGUGCUUUCCGAAAAGCAGGCGUGGAUCCCAAGGGGGGAAACGCUCUGUCCGGGGCAGUGGAUGUGACGCUCAUCUCCUCUACCUGCCCGCGGGGCCGCGCUGCUUCGCUUCCUGGGCUGCAGCUCGCCGGAGGAGACGGCAAAUCCAAGCGUCUGAGGAGCAGGACUUGACAUUUCCACAUCCAAUGACAUACAGUGGUUUUGUGCUGGUUUUUUUGUUUUGUUUUGUUUUUUUUAAUAUGGAGCCAUACAUUUUUUUUUUAAGUGAUUUGAGGUCUGAAUGUGAUUUCUAAUGUAUCAAGAACGUUAAUAUUUUAAAGCUAUAACAAAGUUUUAAAUUUCUACUAUUUUUUUUUUUUUUCAUUUGUUUUAACUGUUCUGUUACCUUAAUUUGAUGUAUGUGGUUGGGGAAUGUUGCUUCUCCUCUUAGCAUUUGUUUCUAUAACCAGAAAUAAAAUUAUAUAUGAAAGAGAAAA
This is a messenger RNA of Columba livia (rock pigeon), 11321 nucleotides long. RefSeq names its product forkhead box K1 (gene FOXK1). The record is from RefSeq and is a predicted model, not a curated record. Gene Ontology annotation, molecular function: protein binding; RNA polymerase II cis-regulatory region sequence-specific DNA binding; DNA-binding transcription factor activity, RNA polymerase II-specific. Gene Ontology annotation, biological process: regulation of transcription by RNA polymerase II. Lineage: Eukaryota; Metazoa; Chordata; Aves; Columbiformes; Columbidae. The transcript has 9 exons. The coding region runs from base 39 to 2018 and encodes 659 amino acids.